AUACGACUCGUCGGAGUCACCGGAGUCUAAUGAGUAUAAACCUCGGAGAAAACACAGGGCGUGGAAACGCCCCAAGCCUACUGAAACCUCUGAUGAGUCUAAAUUCGAUUCGGUGGAAGCCAGAAAGUCAGCCAAACGUGAUAAAGCAGAGUCCAUGAAAUCGUCAGCCACUAGCAUCAAAUCGGAAGUGAAGGAUUCUUCUAAAGAGUCCGAAAAAUCUAAGACUGACAGGUUUUUCAAAACGACUAAACCGACUGGAUACGACUCGUCGGAGUCGCCGGAGUCCAAUGAGUACAAACCACGGAGAAAGCACAAGCCGUGGAAACGCCCCAAGCCUACUGCUGCGUCUGAUGAGUCUAAAUUCGAUUCGCUGGAGUCCAGAAAAUCGGCAAAACGGGCUAAAGCCGAGUCUAUGAAAUCAGAAGUGGAAUCCAAAGACUCCGAUAAACCUAAGACUGAUAGCUCUUUUAAAACUACUAAACCGACUGGAACCGACUCGUCGGAGUCACCGGAGUCCGAUGAGUAUACUAGACGUCGGAAAAAACACAAGGUGCCGAAAUCGACUAAGCCUACUGAUGUAUUUGAUGAGUCGAAACUAAAUUCGGUCGAGUCGAGAAAAUCGGCCAAACGUGCUAAAGCCGAGUCUAUGAAAUCGGAAGUGGAAUCCAAAGACUCCGAUAAAUCUAAGACUGAUAGUCCUUUUAAAACGACCACACCGGCUAGAACCGACUCGUCGGAGUCAUCGGAGCUCAAUCAGAACAAACUUCGAAAAAAGCAAAAGCUGCCGAAACCCACUAAGCCUACUGAGGCCCCCGAUGAGGCUAAGUUCGCUUCGGUUGAGUCCAGAAAGUCAGCCAAACUAGCUAAAGCAGAGUCGAUGAAAUCGUCAGCCAGUUCCAAAUUGAAAGCUGAACUUUCUUCCAAAGAGUCCGAUAAAUCAAAGACUGCCACUUCCGCAGAGAGUUCCGGGAAUACUAAGCGUGCCACUCGUUCUAAACCUAAGCCUAGUACGAGCUCUUUUACAACGCCUAAACCGGACUCAUCGGAGACGUCGGAGUCCGAUAAGGCUACAAAACCUUCAAAACGCAAGCUGUCAAAGCCCGCCAAGCCUACUGCUGCAUCAGAUGAGUCUAAAUUCGCUUCGGUUGAGUCCAAAAAGUCUGCCAAAGAUGCUAAGGCAGAGUCGAUGAAAUCUGCAGCAAAGGAUUUGAAAGACUCCGACAAACUGGACACUUCCGCCGACAGUUCUGCGCCCACCGUCCUUAUCAAGCUACCCGACUCGCACAAAAGU
This is a messenger RNA of Anopheles bellator, 1291 nucleotides long. RefSeq names its product nucleolar protein dao-5-like. The annotation marks the transcript as partial. The record is from RefSeq and is a predicted model, not a curated record. Lineage: Eukaryota; Metazoa; Arthropoda; Insecta; Diptera; Culicidae. The transcript has a single exon.